Molecule: messenger RNA, 895 nt
Organism: Chara braunii
Lineage: Eukaryota; Viridiplantae; Streptophyta; Charophyceae; Charales; Characeae
Source: the annotation of a GenBank genome assembly
GGACUCGGAUUUGUGGUACCAGCAAUCCCGGCAACCACAUAUGUGGGCAUGCGAUUGGGGUGGUGGGAAAAGGAUCUUGAGGUGGAGCCGCUGCUAGUCGUUGAUAGACUGGGCACAAAUGUGGAGACCUUGCUGCACCCCAUGAACGAUGCCAAUGAGGAGGAAGUUGGACGUGCGAACGGAAUGGUGGACAGGGAAGUCGAUCUUGUGAAGAGCUCAUGCGCGAGGAGGCCCGCCAUGCUGCGGUCCCCAUCCGUAGGGAGAGAGAGAGAGAGACGGGCUGGACAGCUUGACCAGCUCAAAGAUCAACGUGUGGAGGAUGUGGACAGGGGGGUUGGGAAGAAGUAUGAGACGCCCGUGGAAGUAGGGAACAUGAUGCAAGAUGAGGGGGAUGAAGCGCAAGGAACAGACCAAAUGCACAUGCAGCAUGAGAAAGGGGAUUUGGAGGCAGCAAUGGAGAGGAAUGAGCAGCAUAUAAAGCAGCGUGGGGAAGCAGUGGAAGAGCAGCCUACAACGGGGGUGGUGUACAGACGCAGGCCCUGCCCACAGGCGGUGCAGGAGGUGGAAGCAGUGGAGCAGGAAAUGGGCCAGCAAUCCGCGGACGAGGAGAAGCAGGAGCAGCACGAGGCUUCAGAGGAGAUCAACAUGGCCCCAACGCCUACCAUGAAUGAGGUUGUCCAACAUGACCACCUCUGGAAAAGCAGGGCAGGGAGAAAUAGGAAGGCAUCGGUGGAGAAGGAACCGUUAGCACCUCGUCACGGAACUGGGAGACCCAAAAAGAAGAAGGGCAGCUAUGGAGAGGAAUGAGCAGCACAUAGAGCAGUGUGGGGAAGCAGUGGAAGAGCAGCCUACAAGGGGGGUGGUGUACACACGCAGGCCCCGCCCACAUGCGGUG